ACCAUGCGGGAGAAGCUGAGCGGCCAGAUUUCUAUUUUCGGGAGAAUCAUUGAGUUAUUCAGAAGCACAAGUGAUCAGGCUUAUGUCUUUUAUUUUACAUCCCUAUUUUAACCCGGCUGAUUGACACAGUCUCUAACCCCCAGAGAGGCACAACUGCAUUAUACAGAUUGGUUGAUAUGAGAACAGAAAGAGAAACCAUAACAAGCAGAGCAUCAACAACACAGAGUAAAGUCGGAAGAGCAGAAGGAAAGGAUGAAAUAAAGAAAUAAAGGGAUACAGAGAUCAAAGGACUACGGAAAGGAAUUUCGCUGCGAGAGCUGCUGGAAAACUUGGAGAGAGGAAAGUGGAGAAGAGUGAAAGCGGAGAGACGCUUCAGUUCGACAGCUGUCGGUGCUCCAUCAUGCAACAUGAGUAACGACAGUAACGGAUUUGGGGUGCUUCGGCCCCUCUGGAACUUCAAUGGGUCUUCGGCCGUCCAAUCAGCUGACCUGUUCUCCAACACCUCAUGCAACAUUUCCUCCAAUGAUUCAACAUUCUGCUCUCCUGUGGAUGAAGGAGUGGGGACAGGAAGUCCAUAUAAAGCUCUGGAGAUGUUUUUUAUCGCCUUGGUUACAGGAUCUCUGAGCUUUGUGACUGUCACAGGAAAUAUAUUAGUCAUGCUGUCCAUCAAAGUAAACCGCCACCUACAAACUGUCAAUAACUAUUUCUUAUUUUCAUUAGCAUGCGCGGACUUGAUCAUAGGUGUUUUCAGCAUGAAUUUGUACACAGUCUACAUCAUUGUUGGCUACUGGCCGCUCGGGCCGGUGGUCUGUGACUUGUGGCUAGCUUUAGAUUAUGUUGUCUCAAAUGCCUCAGUGAUGAAUUUAUUGAUCAUCAGCUUUGAUCGCUAUUUCUGCGUGACCAAACCCCUCACAUAUCCUACAAGAAGGACAACUAAGAUGGCAGGGUUAAUGAUCGCGGCAGCAUGGAUCCUGUCGUUCAUCUUGUGGGCUCCUGCCAUCUUGUUCUGGCAGUUCAUCGUUGGACAGCGAACAGUGCCACCCGGAGAGUGUUAUAUUCAGUUCCUUUCAAACCCUGCGGCGACGUUUGGGACGGCCAUAGCAGCGUUCUAUCUUCCUGUCAUUAUUAUGACAGUCCUGUACAUCCACAUUUCCCUUGCCUCCAGGAGCAGGGUCUCCAAACACAAACCAGAGAAGAAGGAGAAGAAGGGAAUAAAAACUCCCAGCUUGCUGAAGAGUCACCUGUUGAAGCAGAACAACAACAAUGAGACCAGUCCUCAGGCCAGUCCCCGCUCUACUCCCAAACUCAGUCUAGACUCAACUACCACUGCGCUGGAGGCUGUGAAGAAUGGCAGAGUGGAGGAACCUAAACCUGCUCAGCCACAGUCUCAAGCACAGUCCAGUCCAGCACUCACACAGGAGGAAAAGGAGAGUUCCAACGAUUCGUCCACAGCUUUUAUUCCCCCCACAGAGCCAAAAGACAACACCAAUAAGGAGGUAAUAUCUGAGGCUGCCACCAAUCCUAACCCAGAUGAAACGACAACAGCCAAUCCCGAGGUGGCCAAGAUCAGCUCCAACUCGAGGUGGUCCAAGAUAAAGAUUGUAACGAAGCAGGCCGGGGACGAAUGUAUCACAGCUUUAGAGAUUGUCCCCCCUGUAGAGGGAGCCGAGAGGCAUUCGAUCCCAAUCAGCCGUCCCAGGACUGUGGCAAGAAAGUUUGCAAGCAUUGCCAGAAGCCAAGUGAAGAGGAAAAGACAGAUGGCUGCCAGAGAAAAGAAAGUUACCAAGACUAUCUUUGCCAUCCUGCUGGCUUUCAUCAUCACAUGGACACCGUAUAACGUCAUGGUGUUGAUCUCAACCUUCUGCCAGUCUUGUGUCCCUGACACUGUGUGGGUUAUAGGCUACUGGCUGUGUUACGUCAACUCUACAAUCAACCCAGCUUGUUAUGCACUGUGCAAUGCCACAUUCAAGAAGACAUUCAAGAACCUGCUGCUGUGUCAGUAUAAAAAUAUAGGUACAAGAUGAGAUGGAAGGAGAAGACUAAUGUUGGGAUGGAUGGGGAAGGAAACCACUGCAAGAAUGUUCGACAGAGGAAGGGAGUGAGGAAAUAUUGUGGAAAGGUGAGUGGAAGAGGGCUGGAGGAGCUGGUAAAGAGCAAUUGGAUGACUUAGUUGAAGGGUUCCUUCUAAAGGGAAGAGACAUCUGCUGGGGAUGAGCAACUGUGGUUCAUUUUGUAAGCGAAUGGCAGUAAAUCCCCUAUUGGUAUUCAGAGCCAAAUGUGAGUGUAAACCAGUGAAUCUUUAACCUGCCCAGCUUCCCCUGAGAUGAAACUGAUCACCAUGCUUCUAUCUGAUACGAUAGAUGUGUUUCCCCAUACAGGAGUUCAGGAAUAAUAAGAUACCACUUAUUACAAAUGAUGCGUCACCGCCAUGGUAACUAUGACAGCAACUCAAGCCAUGGCUUCAGUCACAACAAGCCCAGUUAUCUUAAAAUGUGCUGCAGUGUGCUUAGCCCGCCACUUCUGAGAAUGUGCACUCACACUCAAUUGUAACUAAAGCAUAAUACAUAAUCAUAUAUCAUAAUGUAUCAACGCUGUAUGCAUGUUAGAACUCAGCCUAACUCUAUGGAUCAGAGGGAAUGCAUAAAGUUGUGCGAGUAGUGGUCACUUUCAUUUAAGUGUAGGGCAUCAGUCGCCUUGGAAAAAAAUCUUUUUAUUUGAUCUAAUUUUAUUAGUUUUCUAACAAUUUAAAUUGAUUGUGAUACACACCCCAAAAUAUGUAAUUGGUUAGACCACAGGCAACAUAAAACUGAAAUAAAAAUCAAAUAGAAAUAAAUAAGAUCUAUACAUAGAGGGGAGGAGGGAUGACUGGGAGACUUUGACGGUGACUGAAGACAAGCCAAAGGUGGAGCAGAACAGUUGGUAUGGUGGAGGAAAGAGGAGGACCUAGCAGCAGUACGAGGGGAAAUAUAAGGAUUUUUAAGUAGCAUAGCACACACUGUGGCAGCCAUGUUGGAGGUCUUUGGAUCAUGUGCAACAAAAGCAGCUAAUUGUAAAUAAGCUAAUUAAAAUAUAACUUUCAUACAACUUGACCACCUCAAUAGUGCUUCUCCAUAUUCAAGUCGUAGUAGUGCUUUUCCCUAUCACAGCAUGUGAUUAAACGUUAACGUCUUGUUGUCAAUACAUCGAUUUGCACAUUACUUGCAUGUUGUAGAACAACACAAGUUAGAAAUUGUAGUAGCUAAGCUCUAUGUCUUCAAAUAGACAACUUCACAUGAGUCGCCUGCAAUUUGUUCAGUAACAGUUGUUUGUUAAAGUUUUAAUUAUCAUAUUAAAACAUGAUUGGGGUGUAGCCCCACUACCAUUCCUUAAUAAACCCCUCAAUCUGAACAUUUUAAACUAUAGGCCCUGUCACACAUAUCCGUAUGGCAGAAACGUAUGCUGGCGUAUAUGAAAAUUUGUCAGAGUCCAAAUACGUCCAACUUUUCAUCGGAUCGGAUCG
This is a messenger RNA of Cottoperca gobio, 3499 nucleotides long. Its product is annotated as muscarinic acetylcholine receptor M4-like. Gene Ontology annotation, molecular function: G protein-coupled acetylcholine receptor activity; G protein-coupled serotonin receptor activity. The transcript has 7 exons. The record is from RefSeq and is a predicted model, not a curated record. Gene Ontology annotation, biological process: adenylate cyclase-inhibiting G protein-coupled acetylcholine receptor signaling pathway; chemical synaptic transmission; G protein-coupled receptor signaling pathway, coupled to cyclic nucleotide second messenger. Bases 408 to 2024 code for a protein of 538 amino acids. Gene Ontology annotation, cellular component: dendrite; synapse; plasma membrane. Lineage: Eukaryota; Metazoa; Chordata; Actinopteri; Perciformes; Bovichtidae.